Glycine soja is the source of this 426-nucleotide messenger RNA. RefSeq names its product DNA (cytosine-5)-methyltransferase DRM1-like. The coding region runs from base 1 to 426 and encodes 141 amino acids. NCBI's taxonomy places the organism in Eukaryota, Viridiplantae, Streptophyta, Magnoliopsida, Fabales, Fabaceae. The transcript has 6 exons. The record is from RefSeq and is a predicted model, not a curated record.
AUGGUUCUAAAGGACCGUCUUAGUAAGUUAGGCGAUGACAUAAUCAUAACGUGCUUGGGCACUUUUGUGAAGUUGGAAAAGCUUGACCUAAAGCUCAACAAUCUCACUUCAGUUCAGCCUAAAUAUAUCUUGUAUUCUGCACAGAAGAAGCUGAGAGAGGUUGAAGAUGGAGGAGAUGAUUUUGAUUGGAAUACUGAUGAUGAGCUUGAAAUUGAGAACUAUAACUCUUCAUCUUCAUGUUUAACCCUUCCUAAUGGGGAUGCUGGAGAGGCAAGCUCGUCUGCAGUUUUGGCUAAUUCCAAGGUACUUGACCACUUCGUCAAUAUGGGAUUUUCUAGAGAAAUGGUUUCUAAAGUAAUUCAGGAAUAUGGUGAAGAAAAUGAAGAUAAACUACUUGAAGAACUUCUCUCAUACAAGGUGAGUUGA